Molecule: messenger RNA, 983 nt
Organism: Phodopus roborovskii (desert hamster)
Lineage: Eukaryota; Metazoa; Chordata; Mammalia; Rodentia; Cricetidae
Gene: Kcnk17
Product: potassium two pore domain channel subfamily K member 17
Exons: 5
Coding region: 1-939 (312 amino acids)
Biological process (GO): potassium ion transmembrane transport; stabilization of membrane potential
Cellular component (GO): membrane
Molecular function (GO): potassium ion leak channel activity
Source: RefSeq, a predicted model, not a curated record
AUGUGCGGACUGCUAUCUCCUGAGGCCCGGAGCUGUCGGGUACCCGCCACGGGGCUCCUCCUGGUCUCCUACCUGGCUUACUUGGUGCUGGGCACCGGAGUGUUCUGGGUACUGGAAGGUCGUGCGGCCCGGAACUCCAGCCGCAUCUUUCAGCGCGACAAGUGGGAGCUACUACAGAACUUCACGUGUCUGGAUGGCCCAGCGCUGGACCUGCUGAUACGGGACAUCAUCCGAGCAUACAAAGACGGGACCCAUCUCCUGGACAAUGCCACCAGCAUGGGGCGCUGGGAGUUUGUGGGCUCUUUCUUCUUUUCUGUGUCCACCAUCACUACCAUCGGCUACGGCAACCUGAGCCCGGAGACCAUGGCUGCCCGUCUCUUCUGCAUACUCUUUGCUCUCAUGGGAAUCCCGCUCAAUCUGGUGGUGCUCAACCGGCUGGGCCACCUUAUGCAGCGAGGGGUGCACCGAUGUGUCCAACGGCUGGGGGGCAGCUGGCAGGACCCAGCAAGGGCACCGUGGCUGGCAGGCUCCGCCGCGCUCCUCUCCGGCCUCCUGCUCUUCCUGUUGCUGCCUCCACUUCUCUUCGCCCACAUGGAAGGCUGGAGCUACAUGGAGAGCUUCUACUUUGCCUUCAUCACGCUCAGCACAGUGGGCUUCGGCGACUAUGUGAUUGGUAUGGACCCCUCUCGGAAGUACCCUGUGUGGUACAAGAACAUCGUGUCCCUGUGGAUCCUCUUUGGGAUGGCCUGGCUCGCCCUCAUCAUCAAAAUGAUCCUGUCCCUGCUCGAGACACCAGGGGACAUGUGCACCUGCUCCCUACGCUGCUCCAAAGGGAACAGCAGCAGGGGCCGAAGCUGGAGGCAGGGCCAAGAAGGGGAACACAGGGUCCAAUCGCCAGGCAUCACAUCUGGAAGCUUCCACUCCAGGUGUGCGAUAUGACAAGGACAGCUCGCUGCCUUCCAGGACUGCUGAUCUUCCUCCUC